This is a messenger RNA of Prosopis cineraria, 3001 nucleotides long. Its product is annotated as receptor-like protein EIX1. The coding region runs from base 47 to 1843 and encodes 598 amino acids. The transcript has 2 exons. The record is from RefSeq and is a predicted model, not a curated record. Gene Ontology annotation, molecular function: protein binding. Lineage: Eukaryota; Viridiplantae; Streptophyta; Magnoliopsida; Fabales; Fabaceae.
UUCAGUAUUAUCAAAACCAGACAUUGUUCUAAUCACUUUCCAAAGAAUGAAGAUCCUGAACCCAGUUUCUCUCAAACUCCUUCAAGUCAUACUAGUUUUCGAGCUUCAUCUUCUUGCUCUCAAUGGUACUUGGAGAGCUACGGGUGCUGCAGUUAGGUGUCCAGAAAAGGAGAGGCAAGCGUUGCUUCACUUCAAAGAUGGCCUCGUGGACAACAAUGGCCGUUUGUCUUCUUGGGGAAGCGAAGAGGAAAACAGAGAUUGUUGCCAAUGGGAUGGAGUUCACUGUAGCAACCGAACCGGACACGUAGAAAUCCUCGACCUUCACGGAGAAUUCGAUGAUUCAGGAGAACAGCAAUUCGUUUUACAGGGCAAUAUCAGUGCGUCACUGCUGGAGUUGCAGUACCUGAAAUAUUUGAACCUUAGUUACAACGAUUUCGGAGACAACCAUGUCCCAGAAUUCUUUGGCUCUCUCAGGAACUUGAGAUUCCUUGAUCUCAGAAGUUGUUAUUUUGGUGGACAAAUUCCAAGCCAACUUGGAAAUCUCUCCAACUUACGUUAUCUUGAUCUUGGAAAGAUCGGUUUAGUAGGUGAGAUUCCAUAUCAGCUUGGAUAUCUCUCGCAGUUGCUGUAUCUUGAUCUGGGAGAGAAUACUCUUGAAGGUACGAUACCUUAUCAGCUUGGGAAUCUUUCAAAGUUGCAGAAGCUUGAUCUUGGAUUCAAUGCUGCUCUCAAACUUACUAAAGAGGAGGAUCAAGGUGGAGGUCAGUGGCUAUCUAGUCUCACUUCUUUAACUCAACUAGACUUGAGCAUGGUGAAUAAUCUGAAUCAUUCUCAUAACUGGUUACAAAUGAUUGGAAAGCUUCCAAAUUUAAGACAAGUGAGCCUUACAAGCUGUAGUCUUUCUGAUGAUAGCAUCAUUCCCUUGACACCUUCAAAAUGGAAAUUUUCAGAUUCUCUUGCUAUUUUUGAUCUCUCUGACAAUAGAUUCACGUCAUCCAUUAUAUUCCAGUGGCUGUCCAAUGUGAGCUCAAACCUGGUCGAGCUUGAUCUCAGCAAAAACCACUUAAAAGGUCUUAUCCCAAAUGAAUUAGGUAAAAUGACUUCUCUAGAGUAUCUAGACCUCUCUGAAAAUACACUUCAUGGUGGAAUACCUAAAUCGUUUAGGAAUAUAUGUACCUUACAGUCAUUGACCUUGACAUAUAACCUUUUGAAUGAAGAACUUCCUACGAUUAUUGAAAAUUUGUCGGGGUGUGCCAGACAGUCUUUGCAAAACUUGGAUCUAAGUUGGAACCAAAUAACGGGAACGCUACCUGAUCUUUCCAUAUUUACGUCUUUAAAGACUUUAAUGCUCACAAAAAAUCGUUUGAAUGAGUCAAUCCCUGAAGACAUUCGAUUCUCAUCUCAGUUAGUGACUUUGUCCAUUCAUUCCAACUCUUUGAAAGGUGUCAUCACUGAGUCACAUUUUGCAAAUGCGUCUAACUUGAAGACACUUGACCUUUCUGAGAACUCAUUGGCUUUGAAGUUUGGCAAGAAUUGGAUCCCAUCUUUUCAAUUGGAUCAAAUAUUUCUUAGAUCUUGCAAGUUAGGUCCUGAUUUCCCUAAUUGGUUGCACACUCAAAGUAACUUCUCAAUACUUGAUAUUUCUGAUGCCGGAAUUUCUGAUAUCGUUCCACAUUGGUUUUGGGGUUUAUUAACACCAAAUUUAUUGUGGCUCAAUGUUUCAUACAACAACUUGUGGGGUACAAUUCCAAACUCCCCGUUAUUGACCUGUCGACAAACAAGUUUUCGGAAUCUGCCACCUUUUUAUGUGAUAACAGCUCAGCCGAUGUGUUGGCCUCGUUAGAUAUUUCAAGUAAUCAAUUAUCAGGUAAACUUCCUGAUUGUUGGGAUGGUUUCACAUCAUUAAUCUAUCUGGACUUGAGUAACAAUAACUUAUCAGGAAAAAUUCCUCCUUCCAUUGGAUCUCUUCUUGCACUUCAAGCAUUGAUCAUGAGAAGCAAUAAGUUAACUGGGGAGUUGCCUUCCUCUUUGAAGACUUGCACGAGCCUUAAAAUGCUAGAUGUGGGGGAAAACAGAUUGUCAGGACCUAUACCUUCAUGGCUUGGAGAUGAAUUACAACAGUUACAGAUGUUAAGUUUGCGAAAUAAUCGCUUUUCAGGAAGCUUACCAUUGCAUCUUUGUUAUUUAACAAGCCUUCAGCUCUUAGAUCUCUCUCUGAACAAUCUAUCCGGGCAAAUAUUCAAAUGCUUGAAGAAUUUUACUUCAAUGAUCCAGGAGAGUUCAACAAAUCUAAUGAGUCCUUCCAUGUCCAGUAACGGAUCAACACCCUUCUAUCAAUAUGAUAUAAAUGCAUUGCUCAUGUGGAAAGGUGCACCACAAAUGUUUAAGCAUAGCAAGUUGUUGAAAAGCAUUGAUCUUUCAAGCAACCAAAUAAAGGGAGUAAUUCCAGAAGAAAUAGUGGAUUUAGUUGAGUUGAUUUCUUUAAACCUAUCAAGAAACAGCUUGUCUGGAAGAGUUCCCUUUGGGAUUGGUAGGUUAAUGUCAUUAGAAUUUCUUGACUUGUCAAGAAACAAUCUAUCUGGAUCAAUCCCUUCUAGUCUUGCUCUUAUUGACCGUCUAACCAUGUUGGAUUUAUCACAUAACCAACUAUCUGGGAAAAUCCCAACUGGCACACAGUUGCAAAGUUUUAAUGGCUCAAGCUAUGAAGAAAAUCUUGAUCUUUGUGGAAAACCACUUUAUAAAUCGUGUUAUGAGGAGAAAACACCUCAAGAACCAGUUGAGGUCCAAGAAGAUGAGGAUUCAUUUAUAUCCAAAGGCUUUUAUUUGAGUAUAUCACUUGGAUUUAUAAUAGGAUUCUGGGGUAUCUUUGGCUCAAUAUAUUUCAAUCGUUCUUGGAGACAUGCCUACUUCAAGUUCUUGGGCAAUGUGGCUGACUGGAUUUAUGUCAAGGCAGCGCUGAAUGUAGCAAAAUCCCGGAGGUGACUUGGAAGCUAACUAGUGG